CUUAUUAGAAAUUAAAUCCAAUCAAAUUGAUUAAAUUAAAUUGAAAAUUUUCUAAAAAAUCUAAUUUGAAUUUCCCGCAAUUCUCCACACCGAUCACUCUGCCCUCUCUCUUUGACUUUGUCUACUUUUUUGGUUGACCGGAAUAAAAAUUCACUUUUUAAAUUGUUCAACUUUUCUCAUGAUGAAAAUUUUCACUUCGUUUCUUUUGAACAUUUAAUUUGAUUGUUUACAAUUAAGUUUUCGACAAGUUUCAUUUGUGUAGGCAUUAAGUUGAAUUGUUUGAAUUCUUAUUGUGUAUCUUUCCUUAAUCCAAAGUUAAUCAGACAAACAAAUGAGUUAAAGCCGAGGAUUAAUCAAGCGAGAUUCGAGUGGUUUCCGAGUGGAUUGAUUAUUAUUCUGUUUCACUGUUUCAUUUGUUUCAAAUUGACAAUCGAAAUUAGUUCGAGUUUAAUUUUUUUCAUGUUGACCUGUUGAUCUUUUUCCGUGCCCAUCACAAUGAGUAAAAUACCAAGACAAUAUAUUCCCUAUUCCCAGGAGCAAAUGAAUUCUUGGCCAGGACUUAAUUUGGUUUCUUCAGCUGAACAACAACAGGAACCAGAACGAGAUCCUAAUCUAAAUAAGAAACUAUUAGAUGAGAAAGUGUCACAAUCUGCCCAAGCAAUGGCUCCACCAAAAGACUAUCAUGAUGAGAUUUUAAAAGCCAUGGCGGAAGUUAAAAAAAGCGGAUUGAAUGUUUGUGCAAUGGAUAUGGAACUUGCUAGAAUACGAAUGAAAGAUGGAUCACCGGUGUCGGUACCUGUUUGGAUUUCGAUUGUCGAUGGCUCGUGCAAAUUAGUUUACCACGAGUUCAUACGACAUCCAGAUUCUUCCAUCAUAGAAUAUGAUUAUGGAACCGAAUGUCAUGGGCUCAAACCUAAGGACGUCGAACAUGCGAAAGAUUUUCACUGUGCGAAAGAGGAAGUUGAAAAGCUAUUCAAGCAAUAUGAUCGAAUCAUUGUCUCUGGACAGAUCAAUGAUUUCGCAUCCUUAUUUAUAUCAAUAGAAGAUCAUUUGAAACUCUUACCUAAAAUUGUCUGUGUUUCAUCAUACUACAAUUGUCGUAAAUCCAGUGAUGGACUUGGAAUCAAAUUCUGUGCCUUUUUGAUGUUGAAUGUGAUCUUACAAGAUGAAACUCAUUCGCCGUUGGUAGAUGCCGCUUAUACUUUGUAUUUAUACCUGAUUGACUUUGAGAAUCAGAGAACCAUAUCAAAAUUUACUAAAACUAAAAGACUCGGGAAAAAAUACCAUGGAUACGUUUACCCGAAGAACGAGCAUAUGUCAAGUCUAUUGAGAGAGACAAUGGAUCUGAUCAAUGAUUGGCCGCAAUCGUUUAAAUACAAUGCAUAUGAUAGCGAAGCUUCUCGUUAUUAUAAAAUGAAUUCUCAAAAGUUCAAGGCAGAAGAUUAUGUUACCGCCAGUGCGAAAAACUCUGUCCCUCGUCCUUACAUAUUCGACGAGUUGAGGAAAAAAACAUUAACUUCGCAGAAUCUUCGUCAACCUCCACCUCCACCGGUCGAACCAACUUACGAUGUCGGUUGGGAUCAAUGUACAUGGUAGAUGAUUAACGAUAUUUUAUUGAAAUGACAAAAGACACUUUUGUUUAUAUUAAAGUUUUCUCCUUUUUCAAACAAAAAUCAAUCAGGUUGUUACUUAAUAUCAGGAACUAUCGUUGAUUUGUCAUUAAUUGUAUUACAUAUAAUUAAUUAAGUAAUAAUUACUUAUAUUAACUUCUAAGUGCACAAUUAAUGUGAAAAACGAUUAAAAUUUUUAACUUAUAUUA
This is a messenger RNA of Panonychus citri (citrus red mite), 1819 nucleotides long. RefSeq lists its product as uncharacterized. Bases 496 to 1596 code for a protein of 366 amino acids. The record is from RefSeq and is a predicted model, not a curated record. Gene Ontology annotation, molecular function: nucleic acid binding. The transcript has 2 exons. NCBI's taxonomy places the organism in Eukaryota, Metazoa, Arthropoda, Arachnida, Trombidiformes, Tetranychidae.